Molecule: messenger RNA, 1191 nt
Organism: Ilyonectria robusta
Lineage: Eukaryota; Fungi; Ascomycota; Sordariomycetes; Hypocreales; Nectriaceae
Exons: 4
Molecular function (GO): FAD binding
Source: RefSeq, a predicted model, not a curated record
AGCGAGUCCACCAUCACCAUCGUAGGCGCUGGCCCUGUUGGCCUGUAUCUUGCCUAUCUGCUCGGCAGAGACGGCGUCACGGUCCAUGUGUACGAUCAGGAACCCAAGGCGAUUGAGUCGCCGAGAGCAAUUGUCUACCUGGCUCCCACUUUGAACGACUUCCGAAAGUCGGAGAUAUACAAGCACGUCCUCAAAGCCGGUGCCGUAAAUAAGACAGGCCAACAGUGGAGGCGGCGUGAGGAUGGAAGCGUCUUGGCCUCUAUGCCUCCACCUCCGGGAGGCGAGGUCGUGGCCCUCACUAUGGGACAGCAUGAACUUGCAGCCGUCAUCCUCGGACAGUUGGAGAAGCUGAGCUCGGUCAAGGUUCACUUCUCCACAAAGGUGAACCGUUUUGAGGAGACCGCUGACGGUGUGAGGGUCUUAUCUAACAAGCGCACAGAGCGAGAGCAUCUGUCCAAGUUUCUCAUCGGUGCGGACGGAGGUAGAUCUACUGUCCGUAAGCAACUCGAUAUCCCCUUCGAGGGCUAUACCUGGGAAGAUUUCCGCAUGGUCGCUGUAAAUGUUGACUAUGACGUGGAGAAGUACAACGGAUGGGGCGCUGCCAACUUCAUCGUUGACCCAGAGCACUGGGGAGUCGUCGUGUACUCUGGGAAGGGGACGAUUUGGCGUGUAGCCAGUGGUGAACGGCUCAUCAAAGGCAAAGAAGACGACUGGGACGAAGAACUGGAGACGAGGAAUCUUUAUGAAAGGCUCAAGCUGUUGUUCAAGGGACCGACUGAAACGGCCAAGGUGCUUGCCAUGAGCCCCUACAGAAUCCACCAGAGGUGUGCAGGUACCUUUGUCAAGGGUAGGGUAGCAUUAGCCGGAGACGCUGCCCAUCUCAACAACCCGGUCGGAGGUCUAGGUUUGACAACCGGCUUCCUCGAUGCCUCCCUGCUCCAUCGCAAGCUAAGCGACGUCCUGUCAGACAAGGUAAGCUACACAAAGGCUCUGGCUGAAUAUAGCGAUGAGAGGAGGAGGGUCUUCCUUGAGGUGACCAACCCAGUUUCUAUCGCAAACAGGGGAAGAUUGAUCGGCGCUACGGAGGAAGCGAGGAAGGAAAGAGACGAGUAUUUCGCCGCCCUGAACAGAUUUGACCCUGAGUUCUUCAAGAAGUUCAUGAUGACCGAGGCUGCCCUGUCCAGUCAGUAA